AUCCAGCAGUAGAGGGACGUGAUAGAAACGUCGCCGGCUAUGGGACCAUCAAAAUGACCAUCAGAUCACUUGGAAUGGUGUGUGUUCUCUUCUGCGCUUACACCAGUCGGAUAUCCGGUGCUUUCGGGUUAUUAGACUGAGACAGCGCUUUUUUUGGAACGUUUUCUUGCCUUCUGAGCGCCGAAGAUGGUCGUCCACUUUCUCCAAUCAUGGGGGGCUUUAACAGUCCUGCUCCACAUGCCCGGGUUGUUACCAGCAGCCACACUCGAACCCUACGACCUGCUGUACAGCAGCGGGAUGGACGCGUUCCAGCGGGGUGAUUACGCAGACGUGGUGCGGUACAUGGAGAAAGCGCUGGAGAAUUUCGCCCAAGUGCGCCAGACCAAAAUGCGCUGUGGACUCGGGUGCAGGGAUCAACACAAGCUCGACGCGACUGCGACUGACCUCCAGCUGUUUGAUGCGAUUUUGCGGAGAGCCGCUUGUCUCAACGACUGCACGGAAGGAAAACUCGGACCUUCUUCCAUGCACAAAGUCAGCGCUGAUGUCGAGCAAGACUUCCACAGGAGAAUCCCAUACAACUAUCUUCAGCUCGCGUACCUCAAGCUUAAGCAGCCGGACAAAGCAGCAGCUGCUGCUCACACAUAUUUCCAGGCAAAUCCUGAGCACAUAGAGAUAAACCUGGAGCAGUACAAGGCAUUGCAUGGCGUGGAAGAGAAGGACUUCAUUAACCGAGAAGCCCGUCCACAUCAGAGAGCCUUCACUGCUGCAGUGCAACUGUACGAUAAUGGCAGCUAUGAAGCAUCUGUGGUUCUCUUCGAGGAGGCUUUGACUGAAUACUACAAAGCAGACGCAGCAUGUCGAGUACUAUGUGAGGGCCCUCAGAGCUUCAGGGAUCACGAUCAUGUGCUCUACCGCUACACCCUCUCUGAGCUCAUCUCAGAUCAUUACACACAAGUCCUGAACUGCAAGCACGGGUGUGUGAGAGAUUUGGCUACACGCCCCGGUCGCCUCUCGCCAAUGGAGAACUAUCUGCCGCUGCACUAUGAUUACCUGCAGUUUGCUUAUUUCCAGGUGAACAAUCUGGAGCAGGCUCUGUGCUGUGCUCUGACUUACCUGCUGUUCCAUGAAGAAGAGGAGUUCAUGACUGAAAAUGUGGAGUACUACACUGAAAUGCUGGGACAUGGGGGACAGCCUCGCCAGGAUGCUGUGCACUAUUUGAAGAGACACAAGAAAGAGUUGGAACUACUCCUCAUCGGCAGUAAUAAUUUGGGUGUGCAGUACGUAGAGGAGAACUACUGGAGCAGCUCUGGUGGAAGAGAUGAUGAAAAUCGGAUCCCCUCCGGAACAGACGGGUGGAUGGAGUAUGUGCCCAUAUCUAAGAAAAAGAACAGCUCAGUGGUCAUGAUGCAGCAGCUACAAGAGGGAGGCUCUUUGUUGUAUGACAGAAUUCGACUGGUGAAGAACUCGGUUGCUCUAAACGGAACACAGAGGGUUCUCUUUGAUGAUGUGAUUUCUGAAGAUGAGUGUUCUGACCUGAGGCAUCUGGCACAUAUUACGACAAGUACUGGAGAUGGUUACAGAGGAAAGGUGUCCCCUCACACACCAAAUGAAAAAUUUGAAGGGACAACUGUGCUCAAAACUUUGAAGUAUGGUUAUGAAGGCCGUGUUCCUUUAAGAAGUGCUCGUCUCUUCUACGACGUCAGCGAGAAGGCCAGGAAGAUAAUCGAGUCCUAUUUCAUGCUGAAUUCCACUCUACAUUUCUCAUACACACAUCUAGUGUGCAGGACGGCUGUCCCAGAUCAGCAGGAGCACAGGAAUGACCUUAGUCACCCGAUCCACGCUGAUAACUGUCUUCUAGACCCCGAAGCCAGUGAAUGCUGGAAAGAGCCUCCUGCUUACACAUACAGAGACUAUAGUGCCCUUCUUUACCUCAACGGGGAUUUUGAAGGUGGUGAUUUCAUAUUUACUAAAAUGGAUGCCAAAACUAUCACGGCUUCAGUGAAGCCGAGGUGUGGGCGGAUGGUGGGUUUCUCCUCAGGUGGUGAGAACCCACAUGGUGUGCGUGCAGUCACAAGAGGGCAGCGUUGCGCUGUGGCGAUCUGGUUCACCCUUGAUCCUCUCUAUAGAGAGCUAGAGAGGCUUCAAGCUGACGAAGUGAUUCAAGCUCUUGAAAACCAGCACCAGUGGGAUCACAUCAACCAGAAAGAUGAGUUAUAGUCCAAGUCAAUGAGAGCAAGUCUGAGAUUCACAGAAAGCAUUUCAUAUAGAGCAGUUACUAUUUAUUUUGCCUAAUGUUAUCAGAACUAUUUUAUUUUUAUACUGUUUAUUGUUGCACUGUGUUUCUGUGAUUCAGUCCAUGAGAUUGAGUUGUUGUGCAUAUCAGGUUACAUUUAGGUCGUAUCUUCCAAUAUUACCUUUAACGUGCUGGUGCAUCAUGGAUCAUGCAGAGAUACUGUACAAGAUAAUCUACAGUGUAGAUACCUUUUUCGUGGGGUUAUUAAAACAAUUGUUCAGGUACAUUAAGAGAGAAAUUUUAUUAGUAUUGGUGUGAGGAUUUGCAAAUGAUUUUUGUGUUUACUGCACAUGCCUUACAGCAAAACCUUUUUUUUUUUUCAGUCUGGUAGCACCAAUCAUUGGAGCACUGUAUUUUCUUUUACAGAGUGAUAUCAAAUUAUUAAGAUGUAGUUUGUUCCUGUUUCAAGGAAUUGUCUCUAAAUUGUGGCUUAUCAUGGUUCAUGGUUCUGGUUUUCUCUCCAGUUGCCAUUUGCACUGUCCUUUAAAUAUGGCAAAGGAGUUUAGUUUAGACUCAGUUUGUUCACAUUAUUUGUGCUAAGGAGCAUGGCCACGCACUGAUGUGUAUUGUGACACAUAUUUAAUGAUACCUUAAACUGACACAAGAUAUUUGUAACAAUAAUGUAUUUUAAAUUAAAGAUUUAAACACAA
This is a messenger RNA of Ictalurus furcatus (blue catfish), 2943 nucleotides long. RefSeq names its product prolyl 3-hydroxylase 2 (gene p3h2). Gene Ontology annotation, biological process: collagen metabolic process. The transcript has 15 exons. The record is from RefSeq and is a predicted model, not a curated record. Gene Ontology annotation, cellular component: endoplasmic reticulum. Gene Ontology annotation, molecular function: protein binding; L-ascorbic acid binding; iron ion binding. Bases 187 to 2217 code for a protein of 676 amino acids. NCBI's taxonomy places the organism in Eukaryota, Metazoa, Chordata, Actinopteri, Siluriformes, Ictaluridae.